UCCUCGUGCUCCUCUUCUUCUCCUCCUCCUACUACUACUCCUACUCCUCCUCCUCCUACUCCUCACAUGCACCUUCCUCACCGAGCUGAACACCGGCCAAUGCUUCACAUCACCCCUGCCCUGGGCGUCUGUCCCAUGCGUGGGAAGCACAACAAAAUCAAGGGCUUCACUUCAGAGAGGGUCCACAGGCACCAGAGAGAACGAGGGACAGUCUCUGCAUCAUCCUUUUCGACUUUGACUUUACUCCCCUUCGGACGAGGGGCUGGUUUUCAGCGCAAAUCUCAGCUCGCACCGUUUUUGUCACUGAGGACUAGUGUGGAGUCAUGAAUGAGUCGCUGGUGGUGAACGACUCCUCUGCGAGUCCAGCAGGGGAAGCUCUCCCAUGGAUGGAGGCUGAGUAUGCAGAGCACAACGGCAGCAUGGAGUUCUCCACCGCUUCAUUAAAUUUCCCCAUUAACCCAUGGGACAUUAUGCUCUGUAUGUCUGGCACCGUAAUCGCCUGUGAAAACGCCAUCGUGGUAGCAAUCAUCUUCUACACUCCCACACUGAGGACUCCCAUGUUUGUGCUGAUUGGGAGCCUGGCCACGGCAGACUUCCUGGCUGGCAUGGGAUUAAUCCUAAACUUUGUGUUCCAGUAUGUGAUCUCCUCUGAGACUAUCAGCCUUAUUACUGUCGGCUUCCUGGUGGCCUCUUUUACAGCGUCCAUCAGCAGCCUUUUGGCCAUCACAGUGGACCGUUACCUCUCCCUCUAUAAUGCGCUGACUUACUUCUCAGAGAAGACUUUGCAGUAUGUACACCUGAUGUUACUGGUGACCUGGGGGGUGUCUCUGUUCCUGGGUUUGCUACCUGUGCUCGGUUGGAACUGCCUGGACGAGCCUUCAUCCUGCAGCAUCGUCCGACCUUUGACCCGUAGCAACCUUAUGGUCCUGGCAACCUCCUUCUUUGCCAUUUUUAUACUAAUGCUUACCCUCUAUUUUAAGAUUUGUAAGAUUGUGUGCCACCAUGCUCACCAAAUCGCCCUCCAGCAGCACUUUUUUGCUACAUCACAUUAUGUAGCAACUAAAAAAGGGGUCUCAACUUUAGCAAUCAUCUUGGGAACAUUUGGUGCCAGCUGGCUGCCGUUCGCUAUUUACUGCUUGGUUGGAGAGAAGGAGUAUCCAUCAGUGUACACUUAUGCUACACUUCUGCCAGCCACCUACAAUUCCAUGAUCAACCCUAUUAUCUACGCCUACAGGAACGCAGAGAUCCAGCGAUCCAUCUACAUGCUUCUCUGUGGCUGCUUUCAUUCUAACAAGGCCUACAGGUCCAGGUCGCCUAGUGAGGUCUAAAAAAGGCAUGAAUGUGUUACUUUGAAAAGUGAGCAAAAAGACAAACCAUCCUGGGACUAUGACAAUCUGCUUACAACUUGAGAGUGCGAUGCUACAAAUGUGUCUCUCAUGCAUACCGUAUCUGCACUUUACUUUUGUCUCAACACAAGCUAGGAUGAGAUUUUGUGGACAAUGCUGUGAACAAGAAACUUCUGUGAAAAAGACAAAACAAAACCUGUGAAUGUACUUAAAAUGAGAAAAGGAAUGGAAAACUUGCACUUUAGUCUGUUUUUAUUUUUGAAAUGCCAAAGCAGUAUUGUAAAGCUCUUGUUGUGUUUAAAAAACGUCCAAACUUGUGAGUACUAUGUGCCAUUUUUUCUAUUUUGUAUGGUAUUGUCUUUGAUGUACAUUUUCUACAUGAGGAAUUAAAGAAGUGAAAACAA
Molecule: messenger RNA, 1750 nt
Organism: Notolabrus celidotus (New Zealand spotty)
Lineage: Eukaryota; Metazoa; Chordata; Actinopteri; Labriformes; Labridae
Product: G-protein coupled receptor 6
Exons: 2
Coding region: 324-1328 (334 amino acids)
Biological process (GO): G protein-coupled receptor signaling pathway
Cellular component (GO): membrane
Molecular function (GO): sphingosine-1-phosphate receptor activity
Source: RefSeq, a predicted model, not a curated record